AUGGGAAAUUUAUCCAAUCGUCUCGGAAUACUGUCAUUUGUGAACUUCGGCGUUUUAGUUCUGUUCUCCUCGCGGAACAAUGUUCUGCUAUGGGUUACUGAUUGGCAAUAUUCGACGUUCAUUCUUUUGCAUCACUGGGUAGGCCGACUCGCGAUCCUGGAAGCCAUUCUACAUUCGCUGAUUUUCUUACGAGACUGGAUCGUCACGAAUAAGCUUGCGAAAGAUCAAAAUCUUCCCUACUGGUGGUGGGGUUGUAUUGGAACGAUUACUGCGUUUUUGCUUUUGCCGCUCUCUAUCCCAGUCGUACGUCUAAAUCGCUAUGAGUUGUUCCUUGCUACUCAUAUCGUCCUUUCGAUCCUGAUCUUCCUCGGGUCGUGGUACCAUAUUUACUUCAAGUAUAUGCAUCAGUCCGGCUAUGAGACUUGGCUUUAUAUUGUCUUCGCUAUAUGGGGAUUCGAUAGGCUUGUACGUCUGCUCCGACUUCUUCGACACGGCAUCUGCACGGCAACAAUCACUGUCAUCGACAAAGACUAUAUCAGACUUGAUAUUAAGGCAACUGUCGCCACCGGCCAUGUCUACCUUUAUUUCCUCAAUUCACGCUUCUGGGAAAGCCAUCCGUUCAGUGUUGCUAGCACCAUAAUUCAAAACACAAAGUCAGAGUCCAUGGGUAGCGAUACCCCGCCUGAAGGGUUGCAGACCGAAUCUCUCAACAACAAGAUGGAGCCGACCGUAACUUCUCAACCCGCAGAAGUAGCAGAGCCCGGCAUGGUAUUCUACAUGCGUACACUCAACGGCGCCACGAAAGCACUCCGAGCGAGGUGUCAUAUCCAACUACUAGUGGAAGGCUCGUACGGCCAUCACGAAGAUCUUUCCGAAUAUCCCACCUUGAUCUGCAUCGCAGGAGGGGUAGGAAUCACCGCCUGCCUCCCAUAUCUCCGCGCCCAUUGUGGCAGCAGGUAUCUCUACUGGGGCACGCGUAGCCAGGCUCUUGCCACAUCGAUGCAACCUCUGACUCACUUAUAUGAGAUGGAAAUUGCGGUCGGCCGCAGACUGGAUCUUGCUUCCAUUCUUGAGGGCCAGGGUGGCGACUUCGCUGUUGUCGUGUCUGGGCCGGCCAGCAUGGUGGACGAAACGCGCCAGAUUGUCAGUAUGCUUGCACGGAGAAAGCGUGUCAAGCUGGUGGUGGAGUCGUUUUCUUGGUGA
Exophiala bonariae is the source of this 1203-nucleotide messenger RNA. RefSeq lists its product as uncharacterized. The transcript has a single exon. Gene Ontology annotation, biological process: intracellular iron ion homeostasis; iron ion transport; copper ion import. The coding region runs from base 1 to 1203 and encodes 400 amino acids. Gene Ontology annotation, molecular function: ferric-chelate reductase activity. NCBI's taxonomy places the organism in Eukaryota, Fungi, Ascomycota, Eurotiomycetes, Chaetothyriales, Herpotrichiellaceae. The record is from RefSeq and is a predicted model, not a curated record. Gene Ontology annotation, cellular component: plasma membrane.